Messenger RNA from Gossypium arboreum, 1971 nucleotides. RefSeq lists its product as uncharacterized. The coding region runs from base 1 to 1971 and encodes 656 amino acids. The record is from RefSeq and is a predicted model, not a curated record. Lineage: Eukaryota; Viridiplantae; Streptophyta; Magnoliopsida; Malvales; Malvaceae. The transcript has 4 exons.
AUGAUGAGUCAGUUGUCCCAGUUGCUGAUGGGAAGAGUGGAUAAGGGAAAGGGUCCUAUGGAUAAUGUGGGAGAAAAUAAUGAAGACCCUCAAUAUCCUUCUGGCUUCACUCCUAUACACGUACAGACACAACAUGAGAUUAAUUUGCAGAAACCAUCUGUUACGAUCAGGCCUCAGCAGUUUCAGGCUAGGGUUUCAGUGUCAAUGAAUUUUCAAGCUAGUUCAGGUUAUAAUCCUAGUAAUAAUUCGAAUAAUCCCAUGGUCCCUGAUUUGGAUGAGGUUGCGAAGGAGGAAAGAAAUGAAGUGAACAAUACAAACGUGGGAUAUUUAAAGUCUAUUACUGUGAGUCAACCAAAAGCGGCAACUGCCGGUCAAGUUUCAUCAAGGCAAGAGUCAGGAACUAGGCAGAAUAAUGAGAAGAUUCAAUUUACACCAAUUCCCAUGACAUACAAAGAGUUAUAUCAGAGUUUGCUCGAUGCACAUAUGGUGGCACCUUUUUACUUAAAGCCAUUACAGCUUCCGUUCCCUAAAUGGUAUGAUACUAAUGCUCAAUGUGAGUAUCACGCAAGAAUUGUGGGUCAUUCGAUAGAAAAUUUCACUACUUUUAAGAAGCUGGUUGAGAGAUUUAUCAAUAUGGGCAUUGUGAAAUUCGAUAAUAUUCCCAGUACUGAAAAUCCACUACCUAAUCAUACUAAUAAAAGGGUAAAUACAAUAGAUGGAGGUAUUGGAAAAAGGACCAAGAGGGUUGUUUCAGAAGUAAAAACUCCUUUGAGACGAGUUUGGAAAGAGAUGGCAAGAAGAGGGUUAGUUACUUCAAACACAGAAAGAAAUGAUGAUGGGAUAGAGAAUUAUUGUGAGUUCCAUCAUAAAGAGAGACACAAAAUUCAAGAAUAUGAAGAAUUCAGAGCUGUUAUUCAAGGCCUGAUGGACAAAAAGGAAAUGGAGUUUUAUGAUGAGGUCAAUGAGGAGGAGUAUAUAUGUGCGCCAGAAUCCACAUCAAGUCCAAGAGUCAAUUAUCCUGUGGUCAUUAUCUCGUGUCCUAAGAAUGAAGCAGGAGUUCAAAUGGCGCCAAAGAUUAUAAUUCAGAGGCCGGUAGUUUUUUCUUACAAGGAUAGUAAACAAGUUCCCUGGAACUAUGAUUGUACUGUGACAAUCCCAGGAAAGGAGAGUUCAGCUAGCCCGUUAAAGGAGGAUCAAAAUAUAGGCUCUCACACACGCAGUGGAAGACGAUAUGAUACCCGAAUAGAACUGGUGAAAGAAAGAGAUGUGCUGGUCGAGCAAAAGAAAGAAAAAGCGGUUGAACUUAAUGUGCCUGUUAAUGAACCAGUGAAAGAAGAAGAAGUUAAGGAAUUCCUGAAAUUUCUGAAACAUAGCGAGUACAGUGUGAGUGCAUUGAUGAAGGUGCUAAACGAGACAUAUGUAACCAACGAUAUUUCCGUCAAUAAGUUGGAUCGGUUAGUUAACAACAUAAGUGUAGACAACUUCAUCUUUUUCAAUGAUGAUGAGAUUCCACCAAGAGGAAUGGGAUCUACCAAAGCUUUGCAUAUAACUACCAAAUGUAAAAGAUACACGUUGCUAGGGAACAUAGUACGAGCAUUUGAUGGCACGGAGAGGAGAGUCAUGGAGAGAAUAGAAGUACCCUUGUUAAUUGGCCCAACCACGUAUGAGGUAGAUUUUCUAGUAAUGGAUAUUAAGCCCUCUUACAACUGUUUAUUGGAAAGACCUUGGAUACACUCAGCAGGGGCAGUACCUUCAUCAUUACAUCAAAAGCUAAAGCUGGUAUCAGAAGGGCGGUUGGUAACGAUAAAUGCUGAAGAAGAUAUUAUCGUGACUGUAAGCAGUGAUGCGCUGUAUGUAGAGACGGAUGAGGAAGCCAUUGAGUGUUCUUUUCAGUCUUUGGAGUUUGUGAAUGUAACAUUCAUUACUGAGGGAAGUAGAAUUCUAGAGCCAAAAAGUCCAAAACUACGAUGA